GGUGGGACUUGGAAGCGUUGUCGUCUAAACUUCGGCUGGCGAAAAACACAGAAAAUUUCUCAGUCGGGAAGUCCGCAGAGCAUGACGACGCACUGGAUUGUGCAUCCACUGCGCAGCUGGCUGGGCUUGAUGUCGAUCACGAAUCUUGGUGCCGGCGUUCGGUGCCUCUUGGAAGAGGACUUCCUGCGGCAAAGGCUCUUCACCAAGCUCAAGUGCGGGGAGAUUGAGCGGUGCCCCGAAAUGGAAAGGACGUUCGCCUUCUGGUCGCUGUACAACGGCGUUCUGGUUCUACACUGCAGCAUCUUCCUCGAACAGCCAGCCGUCUACUCCGCGACCCUGUGCUGCCUGGCGGUGUACCUCGUCUACUUCGGCAACGAAAUGUUCAUUCAUGGAUCCAUAUGCAUGGCGGGAAAAGCGGUCCUGUUUCCUGUCUUGCUCAGUGCCACGUUGGUGUGGAUGCUGGUGGCCCGCCAGUACAUCUGGGUGCGCCGCCGUCACGAUGCCACUGACACAGAGGAGAACGAACAGUUGGAGGAGCGGCUGUCUCUGCAGAACAUGCGUAGGCUGCGGAAGAGCCCGGCAGGCCUCCACCACAUCCUGACUGACCGCCUACGCUUUCGUCCGGGAGCCGCCGGUUGCCGGCGGCUGCCGCCCGAGGGUGCGCCUCAACACUCCCUCUUCCGAUGAAUGAACGCGUGCGACUGUACUGCCACAUGCACUCGUCGUGACCACUGACCGUUGCGACUGACGAAGCUCGCCACGUCCUAGGUGAAGCUUGUGGGCAUAGGCGUGCACAGGGUUUCUAGGUGAUGCGCUUCUCGCAAUGAUCAUGGCUUUCCUGAAGUAAGAUGAAAAGUAAACAGACCUUGAAUUGCAACAUCCGGGGCCUUCGACCACUAUUGCAGUGAGAGGCCUGUGAUGAGUAAGCGUACGGGAAAGAUUAUGCUCCCCCUCCCUCGUGCGCACGCCUAUACCUCUGGGCGAACCAACGACAUUGAAAAAAAAUAAGGCAAAAUCUGUUCUCGUGUUCUAUAGUAAUAACAUGCGUUUCCAUGUUACUGGUUUCCUUGAGAAAUCCCAAAAUCUUGACAUUUCGUUGAGAGUUUUAGUCGGGUACAACAAUUCAUGUAGGAGAUCAAGUGGCAUCACUUGAUCUCCUGUAGCAGGGCACCACCUGAAUAUAACAUGUUUCUGAGAAUAAAUUCAUAGAGAGGGCAAGUGCUAGCUUCAUUUUUGCCUGUAAGGCAUAGCUAGAGCUUCCAAGCCAACAUUUUUUAAAGCUUACCUUAUUGGCAUGUUCGUGCUCAAUAUGAGUACUGUUUGUACUCUAAAUGGCGCCAACAAGGUGGAGUAGCACCCAUGUGGAAAAAAAUAGGUGAAAUAAGCUCACUCGGUUAGCAGUACUUUCUUUAACAUCUGUUGGUGACAUUCUUCAGGUUUGGGGUCACUUUAGCCAUGGCCAGCUUGUUCUAGAACAACGGAGUACUAGGGCAGUAGUCGACGAUUGGGACUGUGAUGGGAGAACACAAGAGAGGCGCUCGUUACAGUCACUUUCUCUCGCCGUGAACCUUCCUCGGAGAGGUGCCAACUUGCCCGGCUAGCUUCUUUACUGCUAGCUGUUAGACAUGUGGCAAGUCGUUACGCUUAGAAAGCGUUCCAGUAAUACUCAUCAUCGUCAUGACCAGACUCGCCGUGCAUUUAAUGAGCAGACCACUAGUCGAGCAGACGUUACCACGUUUGCUAAAUUGAUCACAAGGCAAGCUUAUGCAGAUGCAUGUACAGUUCAGUACGAAAAAAAAGGAAAUUUAUAUUUAGAGGUGAAUCAGCCGCUGCAGUUUCCUCAACUUUUUUGAAAUCAUAGUGCUCAUAUGUAGUCAUUAUGAUAUAUAAUUUACGUUACUUUUGCGCCGUGUGUAUGCAGCUCUGGAUCACCUUGAAAGAAUGGACGAUCAAGUCAUUUGAAGGACUGCGUGGCAUAUACGAAGAUUAAAAGAAAAAAUCUAAAGUAACCGCUUGUGAGUGUGCUUGUUCUGUGACGACUUGCCGUCGUGAACAAGCGUUAUUAAUCUCGCCUGUUCCUUUUUUUUUCUGUGUAUGAAUAUUUGAGGAGGAUGUGACGCCUAUUCAGUCUAGUCAGAAAGAGGCAGCAUGCCAUAGCUGAGCAACAGUUGUGUAUGUAAAAUGAGACGUAAAAUGUAUGUAUGCAUGUGUUUUUACAAGAUUGUAUCAACAAUAUUUGUCAUUGCGAGUAUGUGAACGGCCAGUCGAGUUUCCUUGCAAACGGGUGUAAGUGAAUUGACCAGGGUCGGUGCCAAGAGGCGGGCACGAUGAGCUCCUGACCCGUCUAAAUUCUCCCCUCCAUUACCCUCAACAGCAAACUUAUAGGUUCAGUUUGACUGCCGUUGUGUUAGAUCGUAUGUUUGUGUGGUAGGCUUAUACAUACAUACAAAAUGCAAAUAUUGUGUGUGAGAUGGGGCGAACCCCCAAAGCAUCCCCCUGGCGACACCACCGUCUCACACAGAUGACACCACAAAGUUCCUUUGUCCAUUCCACACGUCACAGCGUACGCCGUCAUGUGAUUGGUUGGCGGAGAGCUCGUGCUGCUGCCGUCAGACCAUCUUGAUUCAAGCUACAGCUAUAUACAUCGCGUGCUUUAGCGUAACAACUCUGCAAAAUGGAAGCUCGUUUGUGUCCUUUAUCACCCAGCUGGGCUUCAUUUUCAGUGAUCGAACGUAAGUCGCUUUCACGAAUAUUGAAUAUCUCAGCUGCCCAACCUUAUAAUCAAGGUGAGGCGCACACUAUGAAGGAUUAGCAUCAGUCAUAAUAGCUGCAUGCGAGCACAGUAGUCAUUUUUUAUGUGCGGCAUCAGCAGAAUGUACGUGCAACACUGGGUUGGAUCUUUAAUCAUGUGAUAGAGGGUAUUAAGCAUUUGCAUCUGUUUUAGUGUAAUGUGUCAUCAUUCACGGGUGUAGAGGAUAAUGUUACGCAUGUGUGACGUAGAAGCCAGCUGUUGUGUUGGUGAUGCCAUAGGUGGUACAGAGCCCGUAAAGUUAUUAGCCGGUAAUUCGCAAAAUCACAGUAAACUGAAUAUGAAUGGUGCAAGGACACGCUCAAACUGCCUUUCUCUGCUCAUGAUUUGGUACUGCCAUGAGACAUCUUGCGAACUGGACUUUUGUUUCUCAUGUUGGAAGUGAAUACCUGUCUUUUAACCCUGAGUGUUUUUUUGCCUAAUCGGUGAUGGUUAAAGUAUAGCAAAGUAAACCUUAAUAUUGAAGUGAUGUGUGAACAUGGUGAAGUGACUUUUUUCGAAAGUGUAUACCUGGUCAACGUGUAACCUAUGUUAGUACAGCCACCGAAUAUCUCAAGUGCUAUGGGUACACAGAAAAUUAUUCCUCGCAAUAAAGUUCUCCUUUGAGUGUCAA
This is a messenger RNA of Rhipicephalus microplus (southern cattle tick), 3422 nucleotides long. Its product is annotated as ergosterol biosynthetic protein 28 homolog. Gene Ontology annotation, molecular function: protein-macromolecule adaptor activity. Gene Ontology annotation, cellular component: endoplasmic reticulum; membrane. NCBI's taxonomy places the organism in Eukaryota, Metazoa, Arthropoda, Arachnida, Ixodida, Ixodidae. The record is from RefSeq and is a predicted model, not a curated record.